UUGUAGUACCUUUUUAUAUAAAAACAAUAUGCACUCUCAUUGUAUUCUUCAAGCAUUCACGAGAUCUGAGACACCCUUCUUCUGAUGGGAUAUAACUCCACACAACAAGCAAACUCCAACUUCUUGUGAUUGAAUUUUACAACUUUCACCAAAACACACACACACAUCAUUCCCAUAAUGCUUACUUUCCUCCUACUCAUCCUUCUAACAUGCACCCACCAUCAUAUCUCCACACAAACUCACCCACAACCACCACUCACCAUGGACCCAACCGAGCUACAAACCCUCUACAACAUCAUGGAAACCCUAUCUUCUGACCGAGAGUGGCGAACCACUUACCCUAACCCAUGUGAACCUUCCACUUCAUGGGUUGGAAUUGAAUGCAAACCAGGUGUUUCAGACUCACACCUUCAUGUCACAAGGCUUGACUUUGGCACCCCACCAAACCCUACUUGCAAAAACACUUCCACUUUCCCUUCACAAAUCUUCCAACUUCCAUACCUUCAAUCCAUUUUCUUUUUUAACUGUUUCACCAAAACCAAAACAACUAUUUCUAUCUCCAAAACCAAAACUAGACCUUCUUGUUUGCAACAACUAAGUCUUAGAUCAAACCCUAGUCUUGUUGGCUCUAUCCCUUCAGAACUAUUCUUGGCUUUAUCUUCUCUUCAGAUACUUACAGUAUCUCAAAGCGAGAUAUCUGGCGCGAUCGCGCCAGAGAUCUCAAACUUGAACUCACUUGUUCAUCUUGACUUGACCUAUAACCAACUCGGCGGGAGCAUUCCCGCCGAGUUGGGUAAGCUCAAGAAUCUAGUGGGACUGGACCUGAGCUAUAACGCGCUUACAGGUCCAGUCCCACACACGAUUGGACAAAUGGGUAUGCUUCAAAAGCUCGACUUGAGCUCGAACUUGCUCACAGGAAAUGUUCCAAACAGCAUUGGGGAACUGAGUUCAUUGGUGUUUAUGGCACUUAGCAACAAUGGGCUUCAUGGGAAACUGCCUGUUGGAUUUGGGGAUUUGAAAGAACUAGAGUAUUUAAUAAUGGACAAUAAUCCGAUGUCGAUCGAACUCCCAACGGAGUUCGGUCGACUUCUGAAGCUACGAGAGCUUCGGCUUGCCAACUCUGACUACUCCGGCGAAAUUCCGGCCAGCUUUUCUCAACUGUUGAACUUAACUACAUUGUCUCUUGAAAACAACCGGUUGACCGGAAACAUUCCGGUGGGUAUUGCGAAUCUUUCGCAUAUUUAUCACUUGAAUUUGAGCAAGAACUUCUUGAGCGGAGAGAUACCGUUUGAUUCAAGUUUCUUGAAGAGAGUGGGUGAGAAUUUGGACUUAAGUGAGAAUAGUGAGUUGUGUUUGAAUCCAAUGCAAGCAUAUGAGUGUGCAAAGCUUGGAGUUGAUGUGUGUAAUAGAAGCAAUAGACGUGUGGGCAAUAGCGGUUCUGGGGUGAAGCCAUUGAAGACAUCUGAAGGUCGAGUAGUUGAAGUUAGUAGGAAACAUUUAUUCUUUGUUUUUCUUGUUUUUUGGUGUCUUGGAUUUUAUCACUAAUCUAUUUAUAAUAUAAACUUGAUUUAGUCGUGUUUUUUCUAA
Messenger RNA from Helianthus annuus (common sunflower), 1587 nucleotides. Its product is annotated as receptor like protein 29. The transcript has a single exon. The coding region runs from base 178 to 1545 and encodes 455 amino acids. Gene Ontology annotation, molecular function: protein binding. The record is from RefSeq and is a predicted model, not a curated record. NCBI's taxonomy places the organism in Eukaryota, Viridiplantae, Streptophyta, Magnoliopsida, Asterales, Asteraceae.